CAGUUCCUCUCUUUCUCGUUCUUGUUUUCCCUUUCCUUUUCACUGUGAUAAACAGCGUACCUAUGGAAAAACUAAAACUAUAAAUUUAUAGCCAAUCCGAACAAACUGUAGGGUUUGCUUUCCGACCCACCCCAAGACGGACUCGCCCAAAAACCCUAGCUAGAUAAGCUACCUCUAACACAUUCUAUAAACGAUCUCCCAAUUGUUUUGAUCCCAAUAAAGUAGAAAAAUAAGGUAAGCUCUCACAAACUCUUUUCACUGGUCUCUCUCAUCCUUUUCCAUCGCCUUUUUCACUAUUCAUCUCAAUCUCAAGAGCCCAGUUCUAACGCUGUGUGUCUCUGAAAAACCCAGAUAGAAAAAAUAAAAAAAAGUAAAAAAUUUUCUUGGUAAACGUACUUAAUUAGAGUAAGAAAAGUUCUUGGGACGUGAAGGAAUACUUGCUAGGGUUUAGGAUUUGAAAGGGGUUUUAGGAUUUAAAGGUUUUAGGUUCAUGGCUGAUCUUGAAAAGGCGAUACUCAUAAUCUUUGACGAAUCUGGAACCGUUGACUCGGAGUUGAAACAAAAGGCGAAAGAAUAUUGUGACAAAAUUAAGGAAGAACGGGCCAUUUGUAGAAUUUGCAUCGACAGGUUAUGUUUUUCCAGCCUUGUUCAGGUACAAUUUUGGUGCUUACAGACUCUUCAUGAAGUUAUCCGUGUGGGGUACUCGUCGAUAAGCCCGGACGAGAUGUAUUUGAUUAGAAAAUCGGUGUUUUCAAUUGUGUGUUUCGAGGGUUUUGAUGACAAUGGUGUUGUUAGGGUUUUAGAUGGUCCUGCAUUUAUAAAGAACAAGCUUGCUCAGGUCUUGGUGACUUUAAUUUAUUUUGAAUACCCCUUAAUUUGGUCUUCUGUCUUUAUUGAUUUCUUGCCUCAUUUGAGCAAAGGGGCGGCGGUGAUCGAUAUGUUUUGUCGAGUUUUGAAUUCCUUGGAUGAUGAGUUGAUUAGUUUGGAUUACCCAAGAACGCCUGAGGAAAUGGCAGUUGCUGGACGGGUAAAGGACGCAAUGAGGCAACAGUGUGUAACUCAGAUAGUCAGAGCUUGGUAUGAUAUCAUAUCCAUGUAUAGAAAUUCUGAUCAAGAACUUUGUACUAAUGUAUUAGAUUCCAUGGGGAGGUAUAUUUCUUGGAUUGAUAUUGGCUUAAUUGUCAAUGAUGCUUUUGUUCCAUUAUUGUUUGAGUUGGUUUUGGUUGAUGGGCUGUCAGAACAACUGCGCGGUGCUGCAGCUGGGUGUUUGUUGGCUGUGGUUUCAAAGCGAAUGGAGUAUCAAACAAAACUGUCUUUGUUGAGAAGUCUUCAAAUAAGUAGGGUGUUUGGGUUGGUAACUGAGGAUGGUGAUUCAGAAUUGGUUCUGAGAAUAGCUACGCUUCUUACUGGGUAUGCAGUGGAGGUUUUAGAGUGCUUUAAACGGUUGAACGCUGAGGAUGCAAAAGGCAUCUCAAUGGAGCUUUUGGAUGAAGUUUUGCCCUCUGUUUUUUAUGUAAUGCAGAACUGUGAGUUGGACAGCACAUUUAGUAUUGUACAGUUUCUCUCAAGUUAUGUUGCCACAAUGAGGAGUCUUUCCCCAUUGAGGGAGAAACAACUGCUUCAUGUGGGUCAAAUUUUGGAAGUGAUACACUCACAGAUUCUUUAUGAUCGCAUGUAUCGUGGUAAUCUUGAUAUCCUGGAUAAGAUUGGGAAAGAGGAAGAAGACAGGAUGGUGGAGUUCAGAAAGGAUUUGUUUGUGCUGCUGCGUAGUGUGGGUCGUGUAGCUCCUGAUGUUAUUCAGGUAUUUAUCCGAAAUUCAAUUGCUAGUGCUAUUGCAUGUCCAUCAGACAGGAAUGUUGAAGAGGUGGAAGGUGCACUCUCUCUUUUCUAUGCAUAUGGUGAAUCAAUUACUGAUGAGGCCAUGAGAACUGGAACUGGACUUUUGAAUGAGUUGGUGCCAAUGCUUUUAUCUUCAAGAUUUCCUUGCCACUCUAAUAGGCUAGUUGCACUUGUGUACUUGGAAACAAUAACAAGAUAUUUGAAGUUUGUUCAGGAGAAUACCCAAUAUAUUCCUAUGGUGUUGGGUGUUUUUCUUGAUGAAAGGGGUAUACAUCAUCAAAACAUCAAUGUAAGUCGAAGGGCAAGUUAUCUGUUCAUGAGGGUUGUGAAGUUACUGAAAGUGAAACUUGUCCCCUUUAUAGAGACAAUUUUGCAGAGCUUACAGGACACAGUUGCACGGAUCACAAGUAUGGGUUAUACGUCAAAAGAGGCUUUGGGAUCAGAAGAUGGUAGUCACAUUUUUGAGGCAAUCGGUUUAUUGCUUGGGAUGGAUGAUGUGCCACCAGCAAAGCAAUCUGAUUAUCUUUCUUCCCUGCUCACUCCUCUUUGCCAACAGGUUGAGGCAUUACUCAUGAAUGCCAAAGUAUUGAGCCCGGAAGAGAGUCCUGUAAAAGUUGCUAAUAUUCAGCAGAUAAUCAUGGCAAUUAAUUCGCUCAGCAAGGGCUUCAGUGAGCGUCUUGUAACUCAUAGUCGUCCUGCAAUUGGACUCAUGUUUAAGAAGACACUGGAUGUUCUCCUCCAAGUGCUUGCUGUAUUUCCAAAGGUGGAGCCUUUGCGAAGUAAGGUGAUUUCAUUUAUGCAUCGCAUGGUUGACACGUUGGGAGCAUCGGUCUUUCCUUGCCUUCCAAAGGCGAUGGAGCAGUUGCUUUCAGAAAGUGAGCCAAAGGAGAUGGUUGGUUUGCUUUUAUUACUUAAUCAACUAAUAUGCAAGUUUGGCACCUCUGUCCGUGACAUAUUGGAUGAGGUAUUUCCAGCUAUUGCUGGUAGGAUAUUGAGUGUUAUCCCAAGUGAUGCAUUUCCAUCUGGACCUGGAACCAAUACUGAGGAGUUUCGAGAGUUGCAAGAACUUCAGCGGACUCUAUAUACAUUUCUUCAUGUCAUAGCCACACAUGAUCUUUCUUCCAUUUUCCUAUCUCCUAAGAGUAGGGAAUACUUGCAACCUCUGAUGCAGAUGCUUUUGUAUACAUCUUGUAAACAUAAGGAUAUUCUUGUCAGAAAGGCAUGUGUUCAGAUAUUUACUAGAUUAAUUAAAGAUUGGUGUGCCAGGCCAUAUAGUGAAGAAAAGGUUCCUGGUUUCCAGAAAUUUAUGAUAGAAGUCUUUGCAACAAAUUGUUGUUUGUACAGUGUACUUGACAAAUCCUUUGAGUUUCGCGAUGCCAAUACUCAUAUUUUGUUUGGAGAAAUUGUGGUGGCUCAGAAGGUCAUGUAUGAAAGAUUUGGUGAUGAUUUUCUAGUUCAUUUUGUUUCUAAAGGUUUUCCAGCAGCACAUUGCUCCCAGGAUUUGGCAGAGCAAUAUUGUCAGAAAUUGCAGGGCAAUGAUCUCAAGGCAUUAAAAUCAUUUUACCAGUCACUUAUUGAAAAUUUAAGGCUUCAGCAGAAUGGGAGUCUUGUUUUCAGAUAGCACUAUUAGGAUAGGCAAAUGACAUACCUGUUUUUUAUUUUCCCUGAAUUUUGGUGCGGUGCAAUUUUUUGUUCAUCAAAGGGUAAUUUCUGUAUAUAAGCUUUUGUGCGGCUAUCUCUUGAACGAGUUUGUAUAUUUACGGAAGAAAUUUUGUUACAUCCAUCACCCUGGAGCUGCCUAGUCUGAUAAGUUCAAAGGUUUAUGGUUUCGGUCUGCAUUGGUUCUAAUUUUUUGUUCUUUUUCUUUUUCAGCUUGAUGUAUACAUUUUCUUUUAAUUUUAUUUAUUGGAUAUUCAUUUUAUACGAAUUCCAAUGUUCGAUUGUCUUAUGUUUUAAUGUUGUUUACUAAGCUAAUAAUAAAAUUGUUUUAACGUUGGCA
This is a messenger RNA of Ziziphus jujuba (common jujube), 3838 nucleotides long. RefSeq names its product exportin-T. The transcript is spliced from 15 exons. Bases 491 to 3460 code for a protein of 989 amino acids. Gene Ontology annotation, biological process: tRNA re-export from nucleus. Gene Ontology annotation, cellular component: nuclear matrix; nuclear pore; cytoplasm. The record is from RefSeq and is a predicted model, not a curated record. Gene Ontology annotation, molecular function: small GTPase binding; tRNA binding. NCBI's taxonomy places the organism in Eukaryota, Viridiplantae, Streptophyta, Magnoliopsida, Rosales, Rhamnaceae.